Molecule: messenger RNA, 1008 nt
Organism: Fusarium tjaetaba
Lineage: Eukaryota; Fungi; Ascomycota; Sordariomycetes; Hypocreales; Nectriaceae
Product: transaldolase
Exons: 5
Coding region: 1-1008 (335 amino acids)
Biological process (GO): carbohydrate metabolic process; pentose-phosphate shunt, non-oxidative branch
Cellular component (GO): intracellular anatomical structure
Molecular function (GO): transaldolase activity
Source: RefSeq, a predicted model, not a curated record
AUGGCGCCUCAAACUGAGAAUAGCUUCUUGCAUGAGAUUGAGCAGAAGACUAUCCAGGAUCCUUCAAACGCUGAAGUAAUCAAAGUUACGGCCUUUGAGCUUCAGGAUCAAGGUUUCCUUGCCAUACUGUCGCGAAUUGCUGUUCAUCUUUGCAAAAGAAACAUCGACCUGAUCAAAGGCCGAGUCUUGGUCCAGACCAGCCCUUCAGCUGCAUACAAGCUUCAAGAAACUUUGGAUCAUGCUCGCCUGUACGCAUCUGAGUUUGAAAGGGCCGGGAUCCCAAAGAACAGAUACUGUAUCAAGAUCAUGGCUACAGGUCCUGGACUGAACGCUGCCAAGAUUCUUCAAGAGGAGGGCAUUUCAACCUUGGGUACAGGCGUGUUCAGCGUGGUCCAGGCUGUGGCUUGUAGCCAGGCGGGUUGCUUGUAUAUCAGCCCAUAUUACAACGAAAUACGUACUCACUUGAAUCCAGAGCUGUGGCCUGAUGUCCAGGACCCUGCAUUGGAACACCCGUUCUCGCAUCGCAUCGCCCAGAUGGUCCAAGCAUACAAGACCUUGUUUGCCACCACAGGCAAAGAACAGCCAUUAAUCAAGAAUGCGGGCUUUCGCUCCUACAAAGAGGUUCUCGCCUUGGCCGAACUCGGCUGUCAUUCUGCAACCAUUUCGCAGGAUCUAAUGGAGGAGUUCAAGACUUUGACACCUGGAGGCAUUCCACUGCCAGUAGCUCCCAAGGUGGCCGCCAUGAAAAGCCCAUAUGCUGGCGGUGUACCUAUCCCUUCGCCCAGGCUGGAUGAGCUGCUUACUCAGGAUCUGGCGGAAGAGAGAGGAUGGUCGGCAAAGGAAUUGACUGUGGACCUAUUGGCUGAUGGAGGAAAGGCGUUAGAUCAAGCUCUGGAAAGAGACUCGGAAGCCGCCCGUAUGGUUAAGGAGGCUUUGGAUAUGUUUAUCUACUGCGAGGAGGAGACGAAGAAGCUGAUCAAAGGGACAGCGUUGGUUGCAAGCUUAUAG